UAUUCACACUGAAUCUAUCUUUAAACGGAGUAGUAGCACGAUGUGUAUAUCAGCAGAUUAUCACGGCUACAGCGAGAAAGAUCAUUUAAACAUCAAAGCUUUCUUCAUUCGUUUUUCCGGCUUCGAUACCCCAAAAGUAUUGCCGGAUUCCGCCACUCUCGUCUAUCUUCCAAGAAUCCAUGGGAAUGCUCUUGAGGUUAACGGUUCGAAGAUCCGACCCGAAUCGCAGGCGUUCGUUUCUCUUUACCUCGUGGAUAACGCGAAGACGAAAGAUGGGGAGGUGAUAUACGGGAGCAGGGAGCGGGUUGGGAUUCCCGUGGGGUUGCGGUUUGAGGUAUAUUUGAGAGAGGAGAAGGUGUUGAAGGGAAUUUUUAGAAAAGACGGGGAGAAAGAGUGGAAACUAGAGUGCAAGUGCGAGAUGGAAGGGGAUAUUUUUAAGGCGGUGGCGGCGCAGGUGUGCGUGGCGUUGGAGGGACACGUGGCAGUGAGUGAGAGCGUGGAAAUGGUGAGGAGGAGGAAGAUGAUGAUGAGGAGAAGAGAGAUUGAAUUGCUUGAGGUGAUCCCAGAAGAGAAAGAGGAAUCGGACGGUAGGUAUUGCUGGUCAGGAGAAAGAUCGGAGGGUGAGGAGGCGGAGGAGGGGAUGGAGAUGGAGAUGGAGAUGGAGAUGGAGAUGGAGGGAAUGAAAUGGGCGAUUGAUGUGGGGAUUUGGGUAAUGUGUUUUGGUGUUGGGUAUUUGGUCUCUAAGGCUUCUGCCAACACCUUGAGACGCAGAAAGAUAUUCUUUUAACUUGGAUAACAACGCUACUUCAAACACAAUCAGUUGGAGAAAGACCGUAAAAUGUUCCCGCGCGCACGGACGGCCCAG
This is a messenger RNA of Carica papaya (papaya), 865 nucleotides long. RefSeq names its product NADP-specific glutamate dehydrogenase. The record is from RefSeq and is a predicted model, not a curated record. Lineage: Eukaryota; Viridiplantae; Streptophyta; Magnoliopsida; Brassicales; Caricaceae.